UCUUCGAGUUCUACGAAGCUUCCAGACUCUCUCAACAGUCAGCAUGAAGUGCUUCGCCGUUGUCGUCCUGCUCGCCCUGGUGGCCACCGUGGCUCUCGCGAAACCCACCGGGGUGGAGGAGUCCAUCGAACCGGCACAGGCCGAGCCCAUCUCGCCGGAAGCAGCCAGAAACAAGCGAGGGUUGCUGCUGAGCGCGGCUUACACGGCGCCGAUUGCUUAUAGUGCAUACACCGCGCCGGUUGCGUACUCCGCAUACAGCUACCCCUAUGCCUACACGGCCUAUUCGGGCUACCCCUAUUACGCCGCCUCCUACAGUGCGCCCUACUACUUGGCCUAAAUUCGCAACCGCACAAGCCCGAAGAAACAUGCGGAAUUACCAAUCAGCCUCUAAUUUCACAACGACAACCGGCUCGACUGUCUGCAAGAAAAAAGCACUCGCAACGUGAUUACGCGGGAUCGAAAAAAAGUGACAGACACACAGGAAUACAUUAAGUAAAGUAUUAAGCGUUACAUUUGAAUUUCUAUUCAUCAAGCAUUUAAUUUAUUCGAGAUACUGUUUGAUUACUGUGUUUAUUAAUGACAUUAUUCAUAAAAAUGCGAAAUAGACUCUCUAGCAUUCAUUUGAAUUUGAUUACCGGAAGAGAUUUUGCUUUAUGAGAUAUUUUAUUUGUGUUGAGGCUCAUUUAACUCGCUUUGAGAAUAUCGUUCUGCACAAAUAAUCGAAAUGUCAUACAGAGAUAUGUUAAUUUUGACAAUUAAGCAUGCGAGAAAAUAUGGCCAUAAUAUUAGUGAUCAUUCGUAUGCGCAAUGGAGCUUUCAAAAAGAUUGCAAAUAAGCAGGAAGUGAGCCAUACCGGAAAUCGGGCCUUAUUCGGGUGAGAUAUCUUAUUUUGUAAAAGGUUGCCAGUACUAUUUCUUGCAGUUGUAUCUAUAAACUAUGCGAUUUUCUCUACGAACAAUACUCGUACAUCUUACACUUAUUACAUUAGCACGCACACAUAUACAGCACUUCUUUAUCAAAUAGUCUAUAUAUUUACGCGAGAAAAUGAAACGGACUAUCCACCACAUCCGAAUUUGCACGAGAACAUUUGCGAAAUGAUAUUACACUUUUUUCGCAGAGUGUAAAUAAAAUCGUCGACAGAGCGUUGUUAAAAAUGUCUCUCCGUACAUUCGUCCCAUUUCUGUAUCAGUUACUUCACUGAAAAUACUUCGAUUAUACGACAUUAUCAUUCGCAUUGUAUUCCACUACUUCGUUUAAAUAUCCGUCUAAAUCUUCACGAAGAGAAUAUUCGCAGCGUGAUUCUGUACCUCAUCGCAUAAAAUAUUGAAAAAGAUAAAAAAGAUAAUUGACGAAACGUUGCUAAUAAUUCUCCUUCGUGCAAGUGUAUCUUCUAUAUCUGCUGUAUAUAUUGAAUAAUUUACUCUACAAAAAAUAUAACAUAUAAUGCAAUGAUA
This is a messenger RNA of Linepithema humile (Argentine ant), 1454 nucleotides long. Its product is annotated as pupal cuticle protein C1B. Lineage: Eukaryota; Metazoa; Arthropoda; Insecta; Hymenoptera; Formicidae. The record is from RefSeq and is a predicted model, not a curated record.